This is a messenger RNA of Sorex fumeus (smoky shrew), 2467 nucleotides long. RefSeq names its product ankyrin repeat domain 34B (gene ANKRD34B). Gene Ontology annotation, molecular function: protein binding. The transcript is spliced from 4 exons. NCBI's taxonomy places the organism in Eukaryota, Metazoa, Chordata, Mammalia, Eulipotyphla, Soricidae. The record is from RefSeq and is a predicted model, not a curated record. Bases 764 to 2308 code for a protein of 514 amino acids.
CCGGCGGCCGAGGGCGCGGGGUGCGGGCGGGGAGCCCUUCGCAGCCGCUGACUCGACAAAUGCGAGCGCAGAGCCGGGUCCCGGAGCCUCUCCGGCGCGCCCCGCUGCGUACCCGGACCCCGGACCCCGAGGCGCCGAGAGCCGGGGCCCAGAAGUGCGCCUGCCGCGGAGAGGGGGCUUCGGCAGCGCCCCUCGGGUGCGCCAUUUCCCGAGGGAGGGCCGCGGCCCCUGGGCGGGCGGCGCGGGGGGCCGCUCGGAAGCCGCGCUGGGCUGAACCCCCUUUCCGUGGCUGGCGAUCGCCUCGGCCCCGCGGCUGCCUACCGGCCUCGGCUCGGAGACGAGGCGGCGAGCCGCGCACCCCGCCCCCAUCGGUGCCCCGGCGCUGUCGCCCCAGUCACCUUCCUUUGCCCUUCUCCGACAGCACCUCGGGCUGGCUCCCUCCCGCUUUCGGGAAAAAAGCCGAGGAAAACAGCUGAAUCCUGGAGCCGCCGGGGACCUGGAAGACGCUGUCGGCGCUUCAACAGCUUGGAAUUCCCAUCACCUUGCUUCCCCGCCACUUGGAGGAGGAACUGACAGCCGGCUGAUAGGAAACUCAUCCAGGGAGAGAAGAGACCUCUGUCAAGUGUGCAAUUUGGAAUCAUGUUUACAGCUCUUUUCAGAUGCUUUGCAUUCAGAAUAGACCUCUGAAUUAGGACCCAGCCUCUCAACUCACCUGCCACUACUGAGUUCCUGAGUUGCAGGCAUUGAUUUCUGACUUUGGAAGAUGGAUGAAGGUGUAGACAUUUCCAGUGAUGGAAACUCCCUCAUCAAAGCUGUGCACCAGAGUCGCCUGCGCCUCACCAGGCUCUUGCUGGAAGGCGGGGCUUACAUUAACGAGAGCAAUGACCGCGGAGAAACGCCUUUAAUGAUCGCUUGUAAGUCCAAGCAUGUGGACCACCAGAGUGUCAGUAAAGCCAAAAUGGUUAAGUACCUGCUAGAGAACAAUGCGGAUCCCAACAUACAGGACAAAUCUGGGAAAACCGCUCUGAUGCAUGCUUGCCUAGAGAAAGCUGGUCCGGAGGUGGUUUCCUUGCUCCUGAAGAGCGGGGCUGACCUCAGCUUGCAAGACCAUUCCAGUUACUCGGCCCUAGUGUAUGCCAUAAAUUCCGAAGAUAGAGAGACCUUGAAAGUUCUUCUUAGCGCUUGCAAGGCUAAAGGGAAAGAGGUUAUUAUCAUAACCACAGCAAAAUCGCCCUCUGGCAGGCACACAACCAAGCAGUACUUAAAUAUGCCUCCAGGUGAUCUGGAUGAAUGCCCUUCCCCAGACACCUGCGCCACGCCCUCGGAAAUUGACAUCAAAACCGCCUCCUCGCCCCUUACCCCUUCUUCGGAAACAGAAAGGACCCUUUUUGGCUUCAGAGAUCUGGAGUCUGCGGGAAGCAGCGAUGAUGCGCGGGAGCCCGACUCCCCCGUGAGGAAACCAACCUUGGUCCCGACGGGACCCAAGCUACCCCAGCCUGCGGGCCGCAUCAAGAGCACCCCCUCCUUAAUGCACCAGAACAGAGUGGCCUCUUUGCAAGAGGAGCUCCAGGAUAUCACACCUGAGGAAGAAUUAUCCUACAAAGUCAACGGGCUGGCGCUUUCCAAGCGAUUCAUCACCAGACACCAAAGCAUCGAUAUCAAAGACACAGCAUAUAUGCUGAGAAACUUUGAUCAGGCCAGCUCAAGAAAGAUGUCCUAUGAGGAAAUAAAUUAUCCAUCCUUUUUCCCAGAAGGAAACCAGCAAUGCACUGAAAUCCCUGUUGACCAGGACCCAGACUCUACCCAGACGAUCUUUGCUUCUACCUUACAAAAUAUCGUUCAGAAAAGAAACUCGGGAGCAAAUCAUUACAGCUCUGAUUCUCAGCUCUCAGCCGGUCCCAUCCCGACAAAUUUAGAGGAAGGCAAAGCAGUAACUGGAAAGAAAAAGAUACUGUCUCCAGGUUCUUCCUUGCUUUCUGGGUCCAAAGAAGUGCUGGAGAACAUGGCCCCAGGACCCUUGAGUCGGCGUAACCACGCGGUGCUAGAAAGGCGGGGCUCCGGGGCUUUCCCUUUAGAUCACAGCGUCCCCCUAACCAGGCCAGGAUUCCUGCCCCCGCUCAAUGUGAAUCCACACCCCCCCUUCUCAGAUAUUAAUGCCAACAACAAGCUCUCCAGCCUUCUUUCUUGUGGUCAGAAAGUCCUUAUGCCCACAGCUCCUGUUUUCCCCAAAGAAUACAAAAGUAAAAAAAUGUUGUUCCGGAGACAAUCCUUGCAAACCGAACAAAUCAAGCAGUUAGUAAAUUUUUAAGAGAUGGCUAGAAAAUGUAUUUUGCUCACACUGUGUCAGAGUUCUAUAGAACUAAAGAAGAAAUCUUGUGUGGUCAUCCUUUCACAUCUCAGAAUUGAUUAGACAGAUCAUUGUACUAGACACUGUGAACACACAAGUAACAAUAGUCUCACUAAAGGA